Molecule: messenger RNA, 2560 nt
Organism: Rubroshorea leprosula
Lineage: Eukaryota; Viridiplantae; Streptophyta; Magnoliopsida; Malvales; Dipterocarpaceae
Source: the annotation of a GenBank genome assembly
AAGCUAGUCUCUGGUUCCGCCAUGGUUAAAGCAAAAGGCAAAAUGGCGACUUCCCCUUGAAAUUAAACCCUCAUUCUGGCCUGCCCAGUGCCCACAUAAUAAAAUUGAGCAGCGAACUGAAGAUUCUGUUCUAUUGAGACAAGCGAGAAGAUGAUACUGAGGACUCCACCGCCCAAGAAGCGGAGAGGCGAAGCCAUAGCUGCUGAGAGCCCCCCUCCGCCCUCCGAUCGACGCCUCGUUAUCUACGACCACAAUCCUCCUCCUGUUCCGCCGGACUCCUCCGAUCAAUUCCUCUGCACCUACCAAUGCCGCCAAAUGGUGAAAGCAGAUUUUGUAGAUGCUCUAACCACUGCAGAGAAGCAACUCCAUGAUUAUCAAUCAAAACUGGAGGCCUUAAAUCAAAAUUUGUCAAAAGCUGAAGCUGAGAGUAAAAAGUUCCGGGAUCAAUUCUUGUAUACUGAACAAGAGCUGGUGGCUGCAAAAAGACGUGAACAGGUACUACAAGAGCAGCUAUUAAAAGAGCUUAAUGAUUCUCAACAACGAUUCAGGAAGCAACUGCAGUCCUACAACGAACUGGAGGAUUUGGUACCUAUCACAAGGAGGAUGGACCAUCAGCCCACCAAGCUGAUUGGCUUCUGCAUGUUCCAUUACAUAUUUCAGUUGAAGCUGCAAAAUGAAAUGAACCUUCGCGAGAAAGCUGAGUCUUCAGCAGAGUCAGCUGACGGGAAAGCAACUCUUUUAGAGAGAAAAUUAAGCCAGCUUUCUGAAAGCAUCGAAAGAGAAAAAAGGCACCUUAGUGAUGAGCUUGCUCAAACGAAAAGUGAAUCAAAGCUUUCUAUUUCUAGAAUAAAUGCAGAUCUUGAAAGAAUGAAAUGUAAAGCUAAAAAUGCUGAGGAAGAAUCAGAGCUUUUGAAAGAGCAGCUUGAGGGUGUUAUGAAACAAUUUAAUGAGUGCUUGCACCAGAAGAGUGAAGUAGAGAAGAAGUUAUCAAGUUUUACACUUCAGGAUGUUACUCCUACAGAGAAUAAUCCUUUGAUUAAGCACCUUCAAGAGGAGCUUAGGAACUAUGAGUCUGAGGUGCAAGAAGCAAGAAAACUGAAAUCCUCUCAUGAGAACAUUGAGUUGUUGAAAGAAAAAUUACUGGAAGAGAAGGGUCGCAAAGAGAGGGCAGAAUUGCAGCUUUCUAAGUUACAGGAACUCCAGUUAAGUUUGAACAAUUUGGAGAACGAACUGUCAUCUUGGAAGCUGAUGAUGAAAGACAUUCCUGGGGUAUCAUGUCAUGAAGAUAUACCAGUCAAAUUUGCUACCUUACAAAAAGAGGUAAUUGAUAGCACAAUGAAGAUGGGUGAGGCAAAUGCACGUUUAAAACAAAUGGAGGUCAGUCUGGAUCUUGCACAACUCGGUAAACAGAAUGCUGAGGCUGAGGCUGCAUUGGCUAAAGAGAAGGCAGAAGUAUUAAAAUCAGAGAUCAAGCGGAUUGAACUGAUGCUUUCAAUGGUUACUGACGAGAGAGACAAGUUUAGAAGUAUCAUUAAUGAAUUAAAGAAGCCUAAGAAUGAGGAAAUGACAGAUGAAGCAGCCAAUAUGACUAUUGUUCAGGAGCUUGAAUUAUCUCUUGUUAACAAGGAAUUUGUUAUUAAGGAGUUAGAGAAUAGUUUAUGUCAACAAAAAGAACUCAAUGAUCGUCAACAUAAUGAAAUUAGGCUGCUAAAUGAGAGGCUUAAUGAUGAAACAAGAAGAAUCAAAUCACUUGAAAGAGAGGGUGACCGACUUUGUUCAGAGAUUUCACUAUUGGAGUCCAAGUUGGGUCAUGGCGAUUUUUCUAGUGCAAAUACAAAAGUUCUGCGAAUGGUAAAUACUCUAGCUCUAGGUAAUGAUGCAAAACAAACAAUAGAAGCUUUACAAACUGAGUUGCAGAAGACAAAGGAAAGGUUGCAAGCUGUUGAAGAAUUGAAAAGUCAGUCAGGGGAUACUGGGAAGCUGGUCGACUCCUAUAUAUCUGAGAAAAUUUUGAAAUUAAAAGAACAAAUUGCAACACUUGAAAAACGUGAAGAGAGAGUUUUAACAUGCAUUUCCUUAUCAACUCAACAGGCAAAUAAUUAUACCUCUCAGCCUGAGAUAUCCCGUCAGAUUGAGAUUUUUAUCCGGAAGAUGAAUUCAAUUCCUGCUUUCACUGCCAACUUAACAGUGGAGUCUUUUAACAGGCGAACUUUAUCUUGAAAUGGGGCAGUUUAUCUAGAUAGCCCCAAAAUGUGUCUAUUGUUAUUGUUCUUUUUCAGAAAUGUAUCAACAAUGCAAGAUACUGUAUAGUUCACAUUCCACAUUUUUCCCGAGUCCCAACCAUGGGAUGUGUGUUUGAAUUCCUGUUCUGCAAAAUGCAACGAAGGCCAGAUUCGCUACUCUGGCUCUUUUCUUUUUUUUUUUUUAUUUUCAGCCAAGCUAAUCUGCCUUGAUAUUUGUAUACAUUAUCCCAGAAUAUGUGGUUUUAGUUAUUUUUCACUUUUUCUUGUCUCUGUGCAUAUAUACAAUAUAUAUAAAACUAUAAAGAUUCUAUGUGGGA